This is a messenger RNA of Cryptosporidium muris RN66, 897 nucleotides long. RefSeq lists its product as uncharacterized. Lineage: Eukaryota; Apicomplexa; Conoidasida; Eucoccidiorida; Cryptosporidiidae. The record is from RefSeq and is a predicted model, not a curated record. The transcript has a single exon. The coding region runs from base 1 to 897 and encodes 298 amino acids.
AUGAAAUUAGAUAAAAAUGGCCAAUUAAUAUUUGAUAAAGUGAUUCAUAAUGGAAAUAAUAAUAUUCAUUUAAUAAAUGAUAAUAUGGAAAAAAUAAUUAGUGAUAGAAAGGAACUAGAUAAACGGUCAAUACUUGAUAUCUCAGAAUUAUAUACUAGCUCAACUAAAGUCAAAGAUAUAAUACCAGAAAAUCUAUUGUGUGAGAUUUUAUCUAAUUGCACAGAUAUAGAAUUUUUUGAAGUACCAUCACUUAUGAAUAAUGAAUCUUCUUAUAAAGAAGAAAAUAUACCAUUUAAAGAAAAAAAGAUGAAUAAACAUUCUAGACAAGGGGAAAACUCUUCUAUUGUGGAUAGACAUUUAGAGUUUAAUGUACCUAUUAAUGAAUCAAAGAACUCUACAGUCGAUUUUAUUAUAGAAGAUAAUAUGUUAAUAUUUGAUAAUUCUACUGAAAAUAUUGAAAAUAUAGUUAUUGAACAAAAUACUGAUAUUGAUAUUUUAGAAAAUAGACAAGUAAAACCUGAUAACUUAAACAGGGUAGAUGAUUUAUUUUUAUUAGGAGCGGUUACAGAAGAAGAGGAAGCAUAUUAUAAGAAUUUUCUAGAACCUGUUAUUAAGGAAGUUCCAAAAGUUGCAGAUAUCUCCUAUAAAGAUACUCUAAUUGUUGUACUUGUAUAUAAUGCUAUUAAACCCACUAUUCCUAAAAUGACCAUAUCUACUGUAAUAAAUAAACUUAUCACUGAUGAUAAGAAACUUACGGGUAAGAAUUGGAUUCGUCAGUGUCCCAUUAAGAUAAAGGACUUGUAUAGAUCUGCUAAGGUUGUUGCAACAACAAAUAUCCAAUUAAUUUGCGAUGAUCUACUGAGAAGGUUAAUUAUACUCUCUAGAAGAUAUAAUUAA